GCAGAGCGGAUGCUGCGGCCGACGCCGUUGAAUGAGCGCACUUUCUCCAGCGGUACUGGAAACCCGAUGAAGGACUGAGAAGCUUAACCCUGAAUGAGUUUCCUGCUGCCCCGCAAAGGCCACUCGAGACUGGAAAUUUACAUUUACCUGGAACGGAGACGGGAAAGUGGAAAAGAAAAUUUUUUCAUUACGUUUUUUGGAGAAAAAAAAAGACAAUUACUUUAAAGAGAUACAAGAACACACCUCCAUCUGCCCUGUGAUGGAUAAAAUAUAGUGCAAACGUGCGUAUGCCUGUUUCGUAUUUCUCUCUACAGCGGAAAAGGAAUUGCUAAGAAUACUUAAUACAAUCUGGAUUUUAUUUUCCUAACGGGACGCACACAUUAGGAGUUGGAGUUGGGGCAAAUGAAUGCUUAGAAGGAAUCAUUUUACCCAAAGGCAGUGUCUAAGGGUUGGGGGAAGACUAUGUUGGAUCUAUUGUGGAAAGAAGGGAGCUGGACGAAAAAGAUGUUGUUGCUGCUGUACAUGGCCCUGGAACUUAUGACUGCUCACUCAUCGGUUCUCCUGGGAACUCUGGAGCUCCAGCUAGAUGAGGAACAGCCUGCAGGAACUAUUGUGGGCGAUAUCACUGCCGGCCUGCCUCCUGGUGUCACAGCCUCCCAGUACUUUAUUUCAGAUCACCAGGGCACUGGUGUGGGCAGCGACCUCCAUAUAGAUGAGAAAACUGGCAUCAUCAAGACCGCCAAGGUCCUGGACCGUGAAGUGAGGGACCGCUACAGUUUCAUUGCUGUCACCAUGACUGGUGUGACUAUGGAGGUGAUCAUCACGGUGAAUGACAUCAAUGACCACGCACCCACAUUUCCCAGGCAAAGAACCACCUUCAGAAUUCCUGAGCAAACUGCUAUUGGCACCCGGUUUCCCCUGGAUUCUGCCACCGAUGCAGACAAGGACCAGCUGACGACACAGGGUUACCUCAUCAAAGAUGGAAAUGAGGGGCAGAAGUUCCUUCUGCAGACUAAGAGGGGAAGCAACAAAGGUCUUUCCUUGGAUCUCGUAGUUAAUGGCAUCUUGGACAGAGAGCAAAAAUCAACCUAUACUUUGCUCCUCGAAGCCUUUGAUGGUGGGUCUCCAAAGAAGACUGGACAAAUGAUCCUUGACGUUAUUGUGCAAGACAUAAAUGACAAUGCUCCAGUCUUUAAUCAGAGCCGCUACCACGCUGUCAUCAUGGAGAACAUGCAACCUGGCAACAGCAUCCUGCAGGUGUUUGCUAGUGAUGCUGAUGAAGGGGACAAUGGCCUGGUUUUAUAUGAGAUCAACAGGAGGCAGAGCGACCCUGACCGCUAUUUCUCUAUUGAUCCACACUCUGGUGUGAUCACACUCAGCAAGCCUCUGGAUUACGAAAUGCGCAAAGUCCAUGAGCUGGUGGUGCAGGCCAGGGACAACGCCAGCCAGCCAGAGGUCACUAACACUUUUGUCACUAUCCAUGUCCGUGACUACAAUGACAACCAGCCCACCAUGACCAUCAUCUUCCUCAGUGAGGAUGGCUCUCCUCAAAUCUCAGAGGGAGCACAGCCAGGCCAGUUUGUGGCUAGGAUUUCUGUUUCCGAUCCCGAUUAUGGCGAGUAUUCCAAUGUCAAUGUUUCCCUGGAGGGUGGGGAUGGCAAGUUUGCCCUGACCACCAAAGACAACAUCAUUUACCUUAUAUGUGUGGACCAGAUCUUGGAUCGAGAGGAAAGGGACUCCUAUGAGCUGCGAGUCAUGGCCACAGACUCUGGCACACCACCUCUCCAGGCAGAGUCUUCCUUCACUAUCCAGGUCACUGAUGUCAAUGACAAUCCGCCACUCUUUGACCAGCAGGUGUACACACAGGCCAUACCAGAGGUGAUUUUCCCCGGGAGUUUUGUACUGCAGGUCACAGCCAGGGACAAAGACCAAGGGCCCAAUGGUGACACCCACUACAGCAUUCUUCAGGAUUAUGGAACUCACUCGAACUGGUUCACAAUUGACUCGGCCACGGGGAUAAUCACCACUGCAUCACAGCUGGAUUACGAGACUGAUCCUAAACCCAGCCUAAUCGUGGUGGCUUCCGAUGGGGGGCAACCACCUCUGUCCUCCACAGCUGUGGUGAACAUCAUGCUGCAGGAUAUAAAUGACAAUGAGCCUGUUUUUGGAAGGAGCUUCUAUGAAGUGUCCAUCAGCGAAAACACUCCAGCAGGAACCUGCUUCUUGGAGGUUACAGCUACGGAUGCUGACAGCGGCUCGUUCGGGACAGUAACCUAUUCCAUCGGCUCCGGCAUCGGGAGCACAGCUCCCGUCCAGUUCACUGUCGGCAAGGAGACGGGCCAGAUCUGUACCGUCGUGGCCCUCGACCGGGACCAGGGCCCGUCCAGCUAUGACUUCACUGUCACCGCAGUGGAUGGGGGCGGGCUAAACUCCAUGGCCUACGUGAAGGUGUCCCUAGUGGACAUCAACGACAACAGGCCGUACUUCUACCCUCUGCAGUACGCGGUCAGCCUCAGCUCACAGAGUGUCCCUGGCACCUCCGUCAUCCGUGUGACGGCUCAUGACUCUGACGCAGGGGACAACGGCAAGGUGACAUACCACAUUGUCCCGGGAAGAGGCUCCGCCUACUUCACCCUAAACAAAGACACAGGUGUGAUCUCGCUGUCUCGCUCCCUUCACGGCAAAGCCAACACCAUCAUCUCCAUGGUGAUCGCCGCUCAGGAUGGCGGUGGGCUGGCCGCACCCGAGAACGCCCGUGUCAACAUCAGCGUGGUGGCCGGCUCAGUGGCGCCUCCCAUGUUCGAGCGGACGCAGUACCACUUCACCGUACCCGAGGACGCGCUGCGUGGGACCGAAGUGGGCGGCGUGCGAGCCAGCAGCGCAAUCGGAGCUGCCCGGGCCAUGACCUACUCCAUCUGCUCGGGAGACCCAGAUGGCUACUUUGUGGUAGACUCGGAGACAGGCGUCCUGCGGACCAACAGGCCCCUGGACCACGAGGCGCGGCCGUCGCUGGAACUGGAGGUGCAGGCGAGCAGCGGAUCCCCGCCGGCCUUUGGCCAAACACGUGUACUCAUCACCGUGGCCGACGUCAAUGACAACGCACCCAGCUUCCAGCCCUCGUCCUCCGAAUCGCUGCUGCUGCCCGAAGCCACACCCUUGGGCUCCGUGGUGUACCGCGUGCGGGCUCACGAUCCUGACUCGGGCCCCAACGGGAAGCUGACUUUCGAUCUGCUCCCUACCAGUGCCCUGCGCACCUUCAGCAUGGGCCGCAGUAGAGGGGAGAUUCGCCUGGUGGGGCCAUUGUCUUACGAAAGCGUGCCGCGUUACGACCUGCUGGUGACAGCACGGGACGAAGGGGCACCCCAGCUAAGCUCCGUCUUCACAUUGGUCGUGCACGUCCAGGCUGAGAACCACCAGGGCCCCGUGUUUGAUGCACUCACCUACCGCGUGGAGCUGAAAGAAGGUACGGCCCUCAACACGCACUUCCUGCAGGUGCGGGCCCUUAGCCGGGAGGUCGCCGGGCCAGCCACACCCCUGGCGUACCAUCUCCGGCCCGACGGCGACGCGGCAGGAUUCGGCAUCGCCCCCGACAGCGGCUGGCUCUUCGUGAAGAGUGCCCUGGACCGCGAGACCAAGGACCUGUACUUCCUGACGGUGCUGGCCACCUCAGGCAAUGGGCAGCUCAAGAAGACAGGCAGCGCCACCGUGCGCGUGUCCGUGACGGACGAGAACGACAACGCACCUCGGCUGGCGCAUGACAUGUCCUUCCUGGCCGUGCGGGAGAACCUUCCCCCUGGCACUGGCUUCGGCCGGGUUCUGGCCACCGACCGGGAUACGGGUCUCAAUGGCCGGCUCACUUACCGCAUCCUCCAUGCGGAGCGCAACUUCCAGAUUAACUCCCAGACUGGGGAAAUCAGCACCAGGGUGGCACUGGACCGCGAGCAGCAAUCGAGUUAUCAACUGAUGGUACUGGUGCAGGACGGGGGCACGCCAGCCCGAAGCACCACAGGCACCGUCCACAUCAGCGUGCUGGACGAGAACGACAGUGCCCCCAGCUUCUCCCACGCCCAGCCCGGAAUAGGCCUCCUCAUGCAGGUGAUGGAGGAGCAGCCCCCCGGGUCCCUGCUGGGUACAGUGCAGGCAACAGACCCCGACGAGGGCGAGAACGGCACCAUCAUCUACUCCCUGUCAGGUCCCAGGGCAGAACGUUUCACCCUCAACCCUACCACAGGCGAGCUGCGCUCGGCUUCUCCCCUGAGCCAGUCUAACUGUGCUGAGUACAGCUUCACAGUGACGGCCUCGGACCGGGGCCUGGCCCCCCGCAGCGCUUCCACCGCCUUGCUCAUCCAGGUCCUCAGCUCUAGCAGAAACACCGCAAAACCCAAUUCUCUGUCCAUGAGCCUUAACUUCAUGGAGGGCCUGAAACCAGGCUCCGUGGUUGGCUCUCUCCGGUCACCUGAUCAGCAGAAUGUUCCCGAAUCAGGGCAAGUGACCUACACGGUGGUGAGCGGCGCCGAUCGGGAUGGGACGUUUGUGGUGGACCGCCUGACUGGUGACGUGUACCUGGCCCGGGAACUGGACUAUGAGCGGGGUUCCCACUAUACACUCCAGGUGGAGGUAGACAACUUCUCACAAGCUUAUCCUAGCAGCCACAUGGUCCACCUGGACAUUGAAGUGCAGGACAGCAACGACCACGCUCCGCGCUUCCCUGAGGACCUGGUCACCAUCGUCAUCCCAGAGAACAUGGAGCCUGGCUCCUCAGUCUAUACCUUCCAGGCAGUAGAUGGAGACGGGAGUGGCCCCAACAGUGAAUUGCGUUACUCCAUCCUUCAGCGUUGGCCUGACAGUAUUAACCUGCUGACCCUUGACCCGCUCACUGGUGUGCUAUCCUUGGAGCAAGGGUUAGACCAUGAGACCACCUCCUCCCUCUACCUGGUGGUGCAGGCCAUGGACUCAGCCCUCAACACCAGCCAGCAGCGCUGGGGUACUGUCACCGCUCGUGUUUUUGUGACUGACGAGAAUGAUAAUGAGCCGGCCUUCACUUCACCCACUGCUGUCAGCGUGAUGGAGGACCAGCCGGUGGGGUUUGUGGUGCUUUACGUCAUAGCCCGUGAUCCGGACAACGGGGAAAAUGGCAGAGUGUCUUACCACAUCCUCACGGGGAAUUCUGGGGGAAAAUUCAUCCUUAACUCCAACACUGGUUCCCUGUCCAUCCUGAAGCCACUCGACCGUGAGGAACAGGACACAUACAACCUCACCAUCGUUGCCGAGGAUCACGGGGCGCCCCGGCACACCGCCACUCAGGUCCUGUCCGUCCAGGUGAUCGAUGUCAACGAUGAGGCACCACUCUUCGAGAAGAACGAGUACCAGGCACAGAUCCUGGAAAACCAGAGCCCAGGGACUGCUGUGCUGACGGUAUCCGCCUCAGACCGUGAUCAAGGGUCCAACAGCCGUGUCACCUAUGGGGGCAUUGUUGAGGAGUGUUUCACCAUCGACCCGGAAACCGGUGUCAUAUCUGCCACUAGGGCUUUGGACAGGGAGGUGCAAGAACACUACACAGUGACAGUGUAUGCAAAGGAUGGCGGAACCCCGCCCAACUUCGCCAAGGCAACUGUGACGAUUACAGUCCUGGAUGACAACGACAACAAACCGACCUUCACUGCAUCUCUCUAUAGCCUGGAAGUGCCUGAGAACAUGGAACCUGUUGAGCUUUUUACCUUGAGGGCCACAGAUCAGGACACAGGGGCCAGUGGAGAGGUGGAAUACAGGAUCACAGUUGGAGACCCAGCGGGGGAUUUCCAUCUGGACAGCACCUCAGGAGUGCUUUCCACAUCCAGGCCUCUGGACCAGGAGGGAAAAGCCAACUAUGUGCUCACUGUGGUUGCCCAGGAUCAUGGUACUCCGUCUCUGCGAGGCACUGCUACCGUGGAGGUUUCUGUCCUGGACGUCAAUGACAACAGUCCACAGUUUGAGCAGAGCAGCUACACUGUCGAUGUCCCCGAGGACACACCUGUGGGCUCCUUCUUGCUGAAAGUGACCGCCAUUGACAAGGACCAGGGCCACAACAGCAAAGUCCUAUACUUCCUGAGCAAGGAAUCACGCGGCACUUUUCACAUAGACCAAGACACGGGAAGGAUCACCACGGCGGUCCUGCUGGAUCGUGAGAGACUGGCCGCCUACAGCUUCCACGUCUUUGCAGUGGACUCGUCCCCAGCUGACCCCCGCAACGCAACAGCCGAGGUAUUCGUCAGCAUCCUGGACAUCAACGACAACGCGCCCUUCUUUGUCCAGGAUCCGCUCAUCAUCAACAUCUCCAGCUUUGGCAUCCCCAGUCACAGAGUGGUGGCCACCAUGAGGGCCGAGGACAGGGACUUUGGUGCUAAUGGAUCUGUGUUCUACCGAUUCGCCAGCCCAGCACAGGGCUUCACUAUCAACUCCCUGACGGGAGCCAUCCAGGUGACAGAAAGCCUGCAGUCUCUGACCCAACGACAGCGCACUCUGAUCGUGGAGGCCAUGGACCAGGGUAACCCAGCACAGUCAUCCCUGGGUGUGGUGAUCAUCUACAUCAAAGAGCAGGAAUACCAGGGAAUUCGCUUCUCUCGCAACAUACGAGACGUCAGCAUCCAGGAGAACGCAGCCAAAGGCACAGCUGUAGUGCAGAUCCAAGCCCAGCAUCCUGACGGCUCCCACAGGGGCAUCAGCUACAGCCUCUUCAGCGGCAACCGGCACAAAUCAUUUCGUAUCAGUCCCACCACAGGUGAGAUAUUGGUUCAGAGCUCUGCCGGCUUGGACUUUGAGGAGAGCCCCAGGCUCCGCCUAGUGGUGAAGGCUGAAACUGCAUCAUCGAGCACCUUCAUGGCCGUUAACCUGAUCCUGCAGGAUGUUAAUGACAACCUGCCUCGCUUCCAGCUGCAGAAUUACAUUGCAUAUAUUCGGGAGGCUCAGGGAUAUGACUUCCCCAUCAUUCAGGUUGUGGCUGAUGACCUCGAUCAGGGUCAAAACAGUCAGGUGACCUACUCCAUCAGGUCCUCCUCCAUGAGUGGCCUCUUUAGGAUCAACCCGCUAACGGGCAGCAUCACCACUGUUGCCAUCAUGGACAGAGAGAUCUGGUCACAAGCCAAGCUUGUCGUCACGGCGACAGACCGGGGCAGUCCCAAGCUGGCAGGUACUGCCACCCUGACCAUCAUCGUCAUGGACGUCAACGACAACAGCCCCACCAUCCCCCUGCCUCGUGAGGUCCAUGUGCCUGAGAACACCAUGAUCGGCACAGAGAUCACGCAGGUGACCGGAAACGACGUGGAUUCCGGCCCACCCCUGUCCUACACGCUGCAGCUGGACAUCCACUCCCAAGGGAGGUUUGGGAUUCACCGCUAUGGGGGAGGAGUGUCCCUAACGAGCCCGCUGGACUUUGAGGAGCGGACCUGGUACACGCUGACUGUCCGCUCCUCGGACUCCAGGCACCAGAGCGAAGCCAACAUAACGGUCCUGGUGGAGGACGUGAACGAUAACAGCCCCACCUUCACCCAGGAUCUGUACCAGGUAACUUUGCCGGAGCAUUCCGCACCGGGCAGUUCUGUUAUCACGGUAACCGCCACGGACCGAGAUUCUGGGGAGAAUGGAAAGGUCACAUACCGAGUGAUGUCAUCGACCCUGGAUGGCUUUUACAUCGACCCCAACAAUGGCACCCUGUUUAUCAACCAGAAAGCAGAAUUUGACUCAGAGCAUCCUUCUAUCACUGUUGUGAUCGAGGCCCGAGACGGUGGAAUCCCAUCACUGUCCUCCAUCACCACCGUGCACAUUCUGGUGACAGAUUUCAAUGACCACCCACCCAUGUUCCACCAGUCAAAGUACAGGGCUUCAGUGUCAGAGGAUGGCCUACCCGGAGUUACCAUCCUCACCCUGGAGGCGGUGGAUGGAGACUUAUCACGAGAAAACUGCGGCUUCGACUUCACCAUUGCCAGCGGCAACUCAGGGAAUGCCUUCCAGAUUGAGAGCAGCGUGCGCUUCCUGGAGGGGCGGGGUUUCCAAACUGUGGGCACACUAAUACUGGCUGAACAGCUGGACUUUGAGUCCCAGCCUUCCUACAACCUCACGGUCGUGGCAUCUGACCGCGGAGUACCACAGCUCAGCUCUAGCGUGGAGGUCAUCAUCAUUGUAACUGACGCCAAUGACAAUCCGCCAGCAUUUAGCCGUACGGAGUACAGUGUGGUAGUAAGCGAGGGGUCCCCCACCGGAAUGGAGGUCCUGCGCUUGACCGCCACUGACCCGGACUCUCCUGUGAACGCCAAAAUUCACUACACUAUCAGCUCAGGGAAUGAGAUGGAGCUGUUCUCAGUGGACCAGUGGACAGGAAUCUUGUGGCUCCAGGGACCUUUGGACCGCGAGAGGCAGUCCACCCAUGUGGUCAUCAUCCAGGCCUCCGAUGGCAAUGGUCAAUAUGCCCUGGCUCCCGUCAAUGUAGAAGUGAAAGACAUCAAUGACAACAGACCUUAUUUCCCCCUGAAAAUGUUGACAGUAAGCAUCCGUGAAAACCAGCCACCCAAUGUUCUCGUCACCAUGCUGCAUGCUAUUGACUAUGAUGCUGGUGUCUACGGCCAGUUACAGUAUUACAUGUUGGAAAAAUCUGGAGUUGAUAGAGAUGCCUUCACGGUCAACAAGACAUCAGGGGAGGUCCGGACUCGCAUGUCAUUUGACUAUGAGAAAGUCAACUCUUUCAGCUUCGUGGCUCAGGCCACAGAUCCAGGGAACUACUCGGCCACAGUAACCGUGCAGGUUUAUGUGACUGGCGAAGAUGAGUAUGAGCCAGUUUUCACCACAACAGACUUCUCUUUUAAGGUUCCCGAGGGAGCCAGGAAGGGGCAGAGCAUUGGGCAGGUGCAUGCCAGAGAUGAGGACAGUGGUGUAGAUGGCAUUGUGCUGUAUUCCAUUGUCAACGGCUCACCAUACUUUGACAUCAACAAAACAACAGGUAUCAUAUUCCUGAAGAUGGACGGGUCGAACACUCACAAUGUUGGCGGACGCUCUAAGAGGGAGAUUCGGCAGAUGGAGCUGGACGUGAUGGCCCACAGCCCUUUGGAGACCUCCCGUGUCGCUAUAGCACAGUUGACCAUUGACAUUACCCACACUUCUUUUGGCCUAGUGUCAGAUAUCAACAUGCUGCUUGUAAGCAUUGUAGCUGCUUCCCUGGGAUCCAUUGUUGUCUUAGUCAUCAUUGCCAUCAUCCUCGUCCUGUUGAGGUCAAGACGCCAGAGGAAAAAGGAGGAUGACUGUGACAGAACAGUGGCACCUGGCACUGUCUUGCAGAAGCUUGAUGAAUCGAGGGUGACUGGAGCUGAGAGAAUCUAUCAUCAGACGUUACCGGGAUACACCACUGAUCAGGGUGGGACGGGCGGGGGGGUGCCUUAUCCCCGUGGAGGAUCCCUGGACCCCUCUCACUCUAGCGGGAGGGGCUCUGCUGAGGCAGAAGCAGCAGAGGAUGACGAGAUCCGGAUGAUCAAUGAGUACCCACGAGUCUCCAGCAUCUCUUCCUCCAUGCAGGAGCACAUCUCCGCUCGGGGGCCUGAUUCUGGAAUCCAGCAGGAUGCCGACCAACUGUCAGAUACCUCUUGUGAGCCAGGGAUGGAGGCAGGACAGUGGUUCAAAGGAAAGAAGCUGGGAGCUCUUAGUGGGACUUUGUUGCCUGGACAGCAUCCCAUCUAUAGGGAUGAAGGUGGAGGCUAUUUGAGUGUGGGAAGAGGGCUAAGUCUCUCACACCCCAAGGACUAUGCUUUUCCUGAAGAUGGGAAGCCAUCCGUAGAUGGGUCUCUCACAGCCAUUGUGGCCAGCGACGAAGAGCUUCGGGGCAGCUACAACUGGGACUACCUGUUGAACUGGUGCCCUCAGUUCCAGCCCCUAGCCAGUGUCUUCACUGAGAUUGCCCGCUUAAAGGAUGAGAAUGCUCCACCCAGUCACCGUCGACCCUUUCAGCCCAAAGCAAAGACAGACCCCAAACCUAGAAUCGACCCGCCACCCCUCAUUACAUCUGUAGCCCAUCCAGGGGCCAAAUCUGUCCCUCCAAAGCCAGCCAUUGGACGGACGUUCCCACACUUGCUAUCCCUUCGGCGGUCACCCAUCAGCCAUGAUGGCUCCAUUUCUUCAACAGCCAUGUCCCCCAGCUUCUCCCCCUCGCUCUCGCCACUGGCGGCCUGCUCCCCCACCAUCUCCCCGUUUGGAGUGAGUCAGGGUCCCCCGACCUCCAUAAUAAGCACGGCUGAGCACUCUCUGGAGCAGGGUGAGGAGGCAGAGAUGAGGAUUUGACACCGCUGGUCUCAGGACACACUGUGAUAUCUUAAUGCUAACAUAGUGUCAUUAUUCCCCUCCUGCCUGGUAUUGUUCUUGGGAGUCUUUAAAAAAGCACCACCUCAGUAUUUCAGUAGCGCUGCUCAGCCUCGCUGGCUGGCCAGAGGGUUGAUGGCCUGGAACUGGUUCAGUUGAGCAUAUAUGUGGAUCAAGGUUUUUGGCGUCUCAAUGAAACCAUGUGGUCACCCUUUAACAGUGAUCUCCUCCCUUCAAAUUCAAGUGGUGUUCAAAGACAUCUGCAACCACCCAGUUUUUGCACAUAUAGGGGGGCCAGGAUUGCCAAGUUAGUGUUAAAAACACUUUGUUUAUAUAUAUUUUUAUACUGAUUUUUGUUAAUGGAAAAUGUCAACUAUUCAUGCCAAGGGGCUGUCAUUUCGUUUUGUUAUACAUGUAUUUCUGUAUGUAAGAAGAGUAUGAAUGUUUGGGUUUGUUAAUGGGACAGUCAUUUAAUGUGUUUGUGAUUCUGGGUAUUUGCAACGCGUGACGGAGUACAUCUUCUUUAUAAUAUAUUUAUAAACAAAAGAGAUAAUGCUCGCUAGAAGAACAGAUACUAAUUCAGUUCUUGGUAUGCUGUAUAAUUUGACAGUUUUUUUCUUGGGGUUCACAGCUGAUGCGAAGGUGUCCGGCAUCACUAAGGUGCUUUAGUGCUAAACAAAGGCAUCGGGUUAACCGCGCGAAAUGGAAGCUGGAAAUCUCCCUCAUGGAAGUGGCCUCGGCUUCUCACAAGAGAUUUUGAAGGCCGGGAUAUCAUUGUAUUUAAAGUAGACAUCCUGUAGUUCAGAAUUCCUGCACCUGACAUGAGACGUCAACUAACACACCUUCAGCAAAGUGUUUGUGGCAGUUGAUGGCAGCUAUAUAUUAAAAUCCCGAAGUAAAUGUAUCGAACGCUAAACAUAGUGACUCAGACACAAACACAAUCUUGAUGUACUAGUAAACUGGAAAAGCCUGGCCCUCCUCCAGCAGUUCCUCAUAAAUUCAAGCUGAUGCGUUCUCUCAUUAUGUAAAUAGUUUUUCUUUUCUUUUACAUCCAUCAAGAAUCACUGAGCUGAACAUUAUGGACAACUGAAGAUUAUGUUUUCAUUGAUCAACCAGGUUAGGUGAGGGGAAUGUUUUGAAGAAUGUAUAUAUUGUUGACGUAGCUCAGUAUUUUAAGGAUAUUUCCCUUGUAUGUUCCCUCAAGUGGACUACGGUCUUGUUUACAUAACUUUGAUGGAUAUUUGCCUUUUUUCCCUAAAUGGGAGGACUACGAAUUUUUCUAUAAUUCUGAACAUUGUUUUGUAGAAAUGUGUAAUUUAAUAAAGGUUUUUCAAUGACUAGACUAAAGCAGUUGGAGAAAAUAAAGCUGAGCAAAGAAAACAAUAAAUUUAGAAACACAAAAAAACCUGUCUGUUGUCAGCAUUCUCCUCUCCCAUUGCAUUGUUUUUUUUCUGUGGAAAGUCUCAUCUUUUUGUGCCUUUUUUGCUGUUAAUGCCAACUGCUGGUAUCCAUCUUUGGUGAACUGUAUAAACUCCUUUCAGUGUCGUAGAAGCUCACUAUAUAACCUUAAUCUUGAUUCUAUGGCAACAGAGUUCAGAAAAGUUAAAACACUGUUGAGACAACAAAGGGAUUGUACCAAAACAAACUUGUAUGGGGGGAGUUCUGGAAUGACAUCACACAUCUUCAGCCAGCUCUGCCAUCCUUUGUGAAACAGCUGUCCUUGUAACAAUCUUUGUCUGGUUUUGAUUCAUGCAGAUGUUAGUGUAAACCCCCCCCCCCCCCCCAUAGACCAGCAGUGUCUAUGUUAAUUCUGUAUACUGCCACAAUAUGAAGUGAGUGGAGCAUUUGUUUAGCACUUUCCAUCGAUGGUCAUGUGUACAAGGCCUGCCUGGGACUGGGAUGACGAUUGUGUCGCGGGUCAUUCAGUUCUCCCCUUUGGCUAGGAGAGAAUGUUGUCGUUCUUGAAUUCCUCAGUCUCUGAAGCAUUGAUCAAACUCUUUACAGCAGUCAGAGAUAGAGACCUUGGGGGAACGUUUGUGUAAGACCCCAGCGUAUGAACGCAAGCAUUUUUCCGUCGUCUGGAAAUUCCAUCUCCCCAUUUGUUUUGGAAAUGGCUUUCCUAGCUGUUUUGCUUCCAACUGGUAACAUGUCAAUGCAGCUUAUUUAUUUUUUAUUAGCUGGGAGCGCAGUGUUCUUUGGACGAUAAUGACAGGUUAUAAAAGUCUCACUUCCUUUCAGUUAUCUAAUCACGAGAGAACAUUUCUAGUUUUUAAAAAACCUGCAGUGUUCGGCUCCACACCAGAGGAUCACGAUGAGCGUUGUCACGGUCGAGCUGUGGAGUGAUACGUGAUCUUUGAAAUCACUUAGCAGCAAAACCCAAUUAUUGGUUCCCCUAAGACAGUGGAUCUCAGCUUCUUUUUUCUUUUCUUUUACUGAAGGUCCUCCUGUGUCCAGGGCUUCCUACACAGGGUAAUGAUGUCGUCUUUUUUCGUCUUUUUCUGCAAUUAUGACUAAUAUUGCCAGUGUUUUUUAAUAUAAGCCCGUUUUCAUUUGGUUACACUGCCAAACAACGUAAUUUCUUUUAUUGAAAUAAGAAAAAAGAAACAUCGUUUCACUCCUCUGUCCACCAACAUUAUUUUUUUCUCAGUUUGUAACAUUACUCUCAAAAUAGAAGAACAGAAGAAUGGCUCUAAAAUUUGAAGCCUGACAACCAUUAAAAGUGCGCUAAAGGUGAAAAGACCCUCAUUUUAAAGUAUUUGCCUUCAACAAAACAAGGCAAAUAUUUUAAAUUGUGAUAUUUUUAACAACAUACCAAAACAAAAUGAACAAAGAAACAAUGAUUCCUCACCUUUCCCCUCCAUCAGCUUAUCUGUGAGAUGCUGCUAACUGGAUGGUUUGAUGUUAGCUGUGAAUUCUGGGAUUGUGAGUAACAUCACCACUGCAGCUCUUGCACUGUUUGCAACCAGGAAGUACUGUUGGUUUCUAUAAAAAACAAUCUUUAAUAAAGCCCUGAUUUUUAAUUCAUAGUAAAAGAAUAUUGAUAUAAAAAGUAUUGCGUCAUUGUUUAUCUCAUCUGAAAAUAUAUCAAUAUACCAUUAAAAUUCCUACCACUCAAAAACUCAUACCACCCAAAUUCUUACCAACUCAAUUUCAUAAUUUUUUUUCUACGCUUUUUAAAUAAAUUGCACAGCCCCUCUUGGACCUUGCUGUGGCCCCCUAGUGGACCGUGUCUCCCCUUCCCCAUUGAGAACAACUGCCCAAAGAGCCUAGAACUGUCCCAUAAAUAGCUGAUUAUUUGGAAUGUGAUAUAGUGUUGGAGCAUAGUCUCCAGGUGUCUGUAUAACAAACUUUAACUCAUCCAUUGUUAACAGAAAUAAUCUGACUGCUGUAUUGAUUUUAAUUAAACCUGUGGAUAUUUCUUACAGUUUUAGCUUUAGCUAACAACACAGCACAUUGCCCUGGUGUCUUUUUUAACAUUUUUGUUGUAAUUUAACUGAAGAACAUUUUUGCAAGCUUAUGUUUUAACUUUUUCAGAAUGAUUUGUUUCGUAAAAAUUGUAAAUGGCAGUAUAGUUAUCAAUAAUAAUUCCAAAUGUUAAUUGUCAAGGAAAUUAAGCAAUGUGAAAUUCGCUUAGUAAGAGAAAUAUAUAUCAGUAUUUGUUUCCAAACAAUUAUUUUCCAUUUUAGACACAUCCAGACAUAUUGGUGUUUAUCACAGUGCCUGUUUAAAAAACGUCCUUCUACUAUUGUCAUAUUGUCUUAUACUUGGUUUACAAAAAGCUCAAAUUAAAUGUAGCUGAUAGCCUCCGCAUUUUUUUCUAUAGCCGCUUUAACUCCUUUUUUGAAGACAAUAGAUUUUUUCCUAUUAGCUAAAUCUCAUGAUGUCAUUAUAGCCUCUAGGGACUGUAGAAUCUGAGAAGGCUGCAGCUGAAGAAAAUAAAUUAGACUAAAAGGGUCUUUAAAAAACAUCAUAUUUUGAGUUUUAUGGCUCAAAUUGUCUAAUAGCCUUGAUUUGUAUGUUUGUAUGUUUUGUUGCAAGAAAACCACAAAAGUGAGUCUGGAGAAGUCUGGUGUUUCUAAACCAGAAAUCACCAUUUGUGAACACACUGUAUAACAAGCUCUGUUCUUGGGGAUUUUGCCUCUUAAAUUCACAUGGACUGAAGUAAAUCUUUUCAUACUUCACCCCAGAAAACUUUGUCAUUCAGUUUUUGGUUAAAUAAUGUCUAACACGGAACUCAUGAUUAAUUUAACUCCAGAUCCACAUUCUAAUGUUGAAAAUACAUAGCUAAAGAUCUUGGUAUUGUCUUGUUUUAUGUAGUUACAAAUAGUCCUCAAUGAAUAGUAUUAUAGUUCUUGUAUAUUUCUGAUGUAUUUAUAAUUACUGUUGGUGAUGCCUCAUUUUUCUAUAUUACUAACCAUAGUAGUGAAAGGGCAUAUUUAGAACUAUGUUACUACCCAUCUGUUUCUACGGUUACUGAUAGACGGCUCCUGUUCCCAUGGUGACCACCACUCUGACCACAACAGCUUCUGUCCAGAAAAUAUGCUGCAUACAAUGCAACAGAGUAAGAAGAGGGCUUGCAUACAAAAAUGCAUUUUGAUUUUAGCUUAAAGCUGCUUCACAUGUAAUGACACAGAAACAGCCAGACCUCAGAGAUUUUAUGUGGUUUUCAACGAACCGGAAUCACAUUUAUGGGACAUUUAGGUGAAAAGGCAUAAGGUUACUGAGAGUCGCCUUGGACGUGACAUGCUCUUCUGUGGAUAGUAACAGCUUCCAUUUCAAGUUUGUAUUUAAAAUAUGUUCUGGAAUGGAAAAAUUUAGCACCUAACAUGUGCAAAUUGAACUUCUUUUUCGUUUUUUGUGGUAGUCCCGUGAAGGAGGUGAGUGUGUCCUGGUUGGGAGAGUGUUUAACUAGUGGGACUGCCUGGGGAUAUUACAGCAAGGCUUCUCAGCACGGCUAGGAGUUAUGGAGACAAGUGCAAGAGGCCCAUGACUGGGAACCAUGCAGAGGCUCUGUCUGCAGUGCCUGACGAGUCCCGUUCCACUAGACAGAAGGGCACAUAUACAGCUAUUGAUCUCGAUAUGCUGUUUCGUGACUCGCUGGUUAAAUCCCUUGCACGCUCUGCAUGCUCCUGUAAGAAUAUCCCCUUAAAAGGUACUCCAGGUCUUCCAAUAACAAUAGUGCACUCCUCUCGAAUGUACGCCAUGAAAGGGCCCAGGCUACGAAAAAGUUAUCGCUAAUGGUAUCUCCUAGGCUGUGAUUACUGUUAAUACACAAAUCCCUCAAGAUUGACAUUACAAAAAUUCCCAUUGCUUCUGCCAACAUACAAUUUCAUCCCAUUUAUUAUUCUUUAAUCUGUACAUCAGUUACCCAUUUCAAAAUGUUAUUGUAAUAUUUCUGUUAAGAGUUUCUCUCAUGCUCACAUGAAUGUGAGGGUCAUUUGAGGAAAAGACCUCCCUUUGGUCUCCUGUGUCCUCUCUAACCUCAUGCUCAUGCGACGUAGUUACACAGGGUACAGCAGACGUCAUUGCCUCAUUGCCAGACUGAUUUAGGCUUGGUCCUGUCAUCACAUCUUGGCCAUGGGAUGCGACUGAAACUCGCAUGUAUACCUGCUCAGUCCCAUUUCCUGUGAAUGGCUGUCCAGAGAUGGAACGCGGUGAUGGUAUGUGUUUUAGAAUUGGAUAUUUAUUUUUAUAAGAUUCACCUGUACCAGAGCCUUAGCUACUCAAGAUAAACCUGUACCAAUUCAACACCGUAUUUCAUAUGCAGCAAAUUGAAUUUUCAGACCAUAAUGCAAGUGAGAAACUCGAGUUGGUUGCAGGAUGUGACAGCACUUGGCAAAAUGCAACUGGACAGUGAUGUGGAAUUUUCAGGUCGACCAGCUAUUAUUGGUUACGACACCUUGGACUCCAGUUGAUACCGAAAUAUGGCAAUUAUCCUGUGAAUUAUUGCAAGAUGAAGGCAGGAAAAAAAAAGCAAUUUCAUUUUCAAAUGUUUUUAUAAAUGUAAGUUUUUUCGUGGGGAAUUGAAUCUGGUUCUUUAUUUUCGCAUUUGAAUGUGGAAUUUUAGGUUUCUCUGUAGUGAUACAGUUACUGUUAGACAGUCCCAAAUUAUCUGCCUGAGCACAGUGGUGCUAGUGUUAUCUGUCAUUGCCUUGAUGAAAAAUCUCCCCAAUAAACAUU
Messenger RNA from Brienomyrus brachyistius, 16494 nucleotides. Its product is annotated as protocadherin-16-like. Gene Ontology annotation, cellular component: plasma membrane. Gene Ontology annotation, molecular function: calcium ion binding. Gene Ontology annotation, biological process: homophilic cell-cell adhesion. The record is from RefSeq and is a predicted model, not a curated record. Bases 463 to 10296 code for a protein of 3277 amino acids. Lineage: Eukaryota; Metazoa; Chordata; Actinopteri; Osteoglossiformes; Mormyridae. The transcript is spliced from 21 exons.